UGCUGCGGAAAAUGGCCAGAAAAAACACAUGCAGCUGGACAGGAUGGUCGCUGGGUCUCUGCCUGAUCGGGCUGUGGCGAGUGCAGCAAACGCAAGUGGAAGCGGUGGCAAGCAUCGAUCGCAUACAGAAACACAAUCUGCAGCUGCUGGCAGAGCAACUGAAUCUCGGCUGGCGUGCUUUCUGUGAUGCGCCCGUUGAUGAGGGCGUCAUGUCACUCUUCGAGGGCAUCAAUCCCAGCGAUGCCCGUCUGCACGUGAUGACCAUCACCAAUCAGAGUGUCCAGCUGCCCAUCAAGUCUAUACCAGAGCUGCGUGACUUCGACAUCAAGCCGGAACGCAAGACUUUGAUCUAUGUGAAUGCCUUCCACACGGCCGAUAGUUAUUUCAGUGUGCAGGAGCACCUGGCACUGUUGCAGACAACGCGUCGGGAUCUGAAUGUGAUUGUGGUGGACUUUGCCACACAUGUGGCACAGUUAUACUACACGGUGCGUCAUCAUCUCUCUGUGCAUGGCUACUUCAUUUACAAGCUGUUGAGCGCCUUGACGGAGGCGGGCAUUGCGCCGGAGGAUAUCACCAUAGCUGGACACUCGGUGGGCGCCAAUAUUGCCGCCUUGGGCGCUGAUCUGUUUGCCAAGAGCAGCAAACGGCUGGUGGGUCAAUUGAUUGCCAUCGAUCCUGCCACCAUGUGCCGCACUACCGACAUUCUUGUGCGACAAACGGUCGCCGGACGGGUUGUGGUGCUGCACGGCGAGGGGGAUGUGUUUGGUGUGCGUCUGCCACUUGGUCAUGUGGAUAUAUAUCCGAAUGGCAUUGGCUACUUUCCGCGCAAGAAACUGCAGCCGGGCUGCGACAGCAGGAUCUGCAGUCACAUGUAUCCAUUUGUACUCUUUAUGGAGGCGCUCAUCGAGGGCGUCAUGAUUCCGGCCACCAAAUGCGAUAACUGGGCCAAGUUCCGGCAGGGCGUUUGCAGCUUCGAGAACACUAUUAACAUUGGACUGAAAUAUCCCAGCAAUGCGAAGGGUCUCUAUUUCUGUAUGACUCAACCGAAUCCACCUUUCACCUACAUGGAGCACGGCUUGAGAUAUCAGGCAAGGCGGCCGGAAAAACAAAAUACGCCCAAAGCUUAGCAUCGCUUUAUUAUUAAUUAUAUAACUUAAAUAUCAUCUUGUUUUUACAUGCAUAGUAUUAUUAUAUGCCAUAUCUAUUUACUGAGUUGUUUCAUAUCCAUUAGGAUAAAA
Molecule: messenger RNA, 1238 nt
Organism: Drosophila grimshawi
Lineage: Eukaryota; Metazoa; Arthropoda; Insecta; Diptera; Drosophilidae
Product: phospholipase A1 member A
Exons: 2
Coding region: 12-1127 (371 amino acids)
Molecular function (GO): lipase activity
Source: RefSeq, a predicted model, not a curated record